GAUAGAAGCAGCUCAUUUAUAAUGUUGCUCAUAUUAGUUUUACUCUUGUUUGCAUCUUCCAUGGAGAUUGCAUCAGGGUCAGAUUGGUGUUACAAUGACCAAGAUGUUUGUGGUCACACCUGCACAGGACCAGACAUAUGGGGAGCAGUUUCACGUCAUUGCAGCGGCACAUCUCAGUCUCCAGUCAACAUUGUAACAAGGAAAGUGCUACCAGAUGGACGUCUCACUCCUUUUCACUUCAGUGGAUAUCAAGAAGCUUUUCAUGGUCGUCUCAUAAAUAACGGUCACACUGUCCACCUGGAUUUGCCCUCAAGCUUGAGGAUCAGAGGAGGAAAUCUUUUUGGAUCAUACAAAGCCGUGCAAGCUCACCUGCAUUGGGGCAAAGAUGGAGGACCGGGGUCUGAACACACGAUUGAUGGAGAGCAAUUUUCAAUGGAGAUGCACGUUGUCCAUAUAAAAGAAGAAUAUGAGACUGUAUCCCAGGCUUUAAGAGACCACACUGGUGUGGCUGUUCUUGGAUUUUUCUUUCAGGAGUCAGAGUCUGCCAAUAAGAAGUUUGAUCCCCUCAUAAACUCUCUGAAAUAUGUCACCCGAUCCAGUAACAGCACCACACUGAGGGGUGUGUCUCUGGAAAUGCUCCUCCCUGCUUGGACUGAUAUGACAAAGUACUAUCGAUACUAUGGCUCUCUCACCACACCGAGCUGUGCUGAAGCUGUCAUCUGGAGCCUGUUUGAAAACCCCAUCCCUCUCAGCAGGAAGCAGCUGGCUGCAUUCUCCAAGCUGCAGUUCUCUAAUGGAAAGCAGAUGAUCAGAACUUACAGACCUAUUCAGCCCUUGAAUGGACGUCCCGUGUAUUACUCCAGAGGCCAUGUUGGAGUGGUUAGCACCUUGUUACUCGUCAUAUCUGUGAUUGGAUCCAGUUUACUAUCCCUGCACACUACAGGAUGAGAGCUGUGUUUCAAUUUACCUUCAUGAAUAAAGACUGUUUAGUGUUUUUUAA
This is a messenger RNA of Notolabrus celidotus (New Zealand spotty), 1000 nucleotides long. RefSeq names its product carbonic anhydrase IV b (gene ca4b). Gene Ontology annotation, molecular function: zinc ion binding; carbonate dehydratase activity. The transcript has 8 exons. Gene Ontology annotation, cellular component: plasma membrane. Lineage: Eukaryota; Metazoa; Chordata; Actinopteri; Labriformes; Labridae. The record is from RefSeq and is a predicted model, not a curated record. The coding region runs from base 22 to 948 and encodes 308 amino acids.